AGUUGUUCUGUGUGCCAAUAGAAUUUCUUUCCAAGAACGAAGGUAGGUAUCCAAUGGCGGAUAAGAGCAAGAUUCUGAUCAUCGGAGGAACUGGGUACAUCGGGAAGUUCAUAGUGGAAGCCAGCGCAAAAUCAGGGCACCCCACAUUUGUUUUGCUCAGAGAGAGCACGAUUUCUGAUCCUGUCAAAGGCCAAAUCGUUGAGGGGUUCAAGAAUUCCGGGGUUACCAUUCUCACUGGUGAUUUGUAUGAUCAUGAGAGUCUGGUGAAGGCGAUAAAGCAGGUGGAUGUUGUGAUAUCAGCAGUUGGUUUGCAGCAGUUGGCUGAUCAAGUUAAGAUUAUUGCCGCGAUUAAAGAGGCGGGAAAUGUUAAGAGGUUCUUGCCGUCAGAAUUCGGGAACGAUGUGGAUCGUGCUCGUGCUGAAGAGCCCAUAAAAUCGGCUUUUAGCGUCAAGAUCAACAUCCGCAGAGCUAUUGAGGCAGAAGGCAUUCCUUACACCUACGUUGUGUCCAAUUACUUUGCUGGCUACUCGCUGGCAUCGCUGGUGCAACCGAACGCCACGGCUCCUCCAAGAGACAAAGUAAUUAUCUUAGGAGAUGGAAACCCUAAAGCUGUCUUCAAUAUCGAGCAAGAUAUUGGCACCUACACUAUCAAAGCUGUGGAUGAUCCCAGAACAUUGAACAAGGUACUCUACAUUAAGCCUCCCAAGAACAUAUACUCGUUCAACGAGCUCAUUCCUUUAUGGGAGAAGAAGAUCGGUAAGACUCUUGAGAAAGAGUACAUCCCGGAAGAGCAAGUCCUUAAGCAGAUCCACGAGUCUCCGGCUCCCAUCAAUUUCUUCUUUGCGAUCAACCAUUCAAUAUUCGUUAAGGGUGAUCAGACAUAUUUUGAUAUCUCCCCGUUUGGGGUUGAGGCCUCAGAACUGUAUCCGGACGUCAAGUACACCACCGUGGAGGAGUACCUUGAUAAGUUUGUAUGAGACUUGGAAUGGAGUUCUAUACUGGAGAGCCCACAUUUGAUACAUUGGCAUUGUUGUUGAAGAAGUUGGUUGUCCUGCUGUGACUUGUGUCUGUUAAUUAUCUGGUGGUUGUUUGAUGUCUCACAUUAAUAGUCAUGUAUGUUACAGUGGAAGCUUUCUACUAAUAAAAUCCAGAUUGCCCAAUUGAUCAGUUGUGUUACAGUUUCAAGUCUAUCCCUUCCCUGUCAAUCCGUAGGUGCUGUUCUAGUGACAAAACUUUCAUGUAAAGUCUGAUGAAAGAAUACCCAUGCAGUUGAUUAUUUUUCAACA
This is a messenger RNA of Sesamum indicum (sesame), 1286 nucleotides long. RefSeq names its product isoflavone reductase-like protein. Gene Ontology annotation, molecular function: oxidoreductase activity. Lineage: Eukaryota; Viridiplantae; Streptophyta; Magnoliopsida; Lamiales; Pedaliaceae. The record is from RefSeq and is a predicted model, not a curated record.